Molecule: messenger RNA, 3621 nt
Organism: Cladophialophora immunda
Lineage: Eukaryota; Fungi; Ascomycota; Eurotiomycetes; Chaetothyriales; Herpotrichiellaceae
Exons: 2
Coding region: 1812-2732 (306 amino acids)
Source: RefSeq, a predicted model, not a curated record
CUCUGCACAUCUGCCCAACUUCCGUCAUCGUUGCGUUGGCGUGUUUUGGCAGAUCCGAUACUCGCAACAAAGAGCGGUCAGAGGGACAACGGCGCGGUCUAUAUAAGAGCUGCCCGUUGCUCACCAGUUUUGGGCGAAGGUGGAAGUGGGCGGAGAAGGAGUAUCGCAAGGGCGGAAAGCUCUCUCGUCUUGCCUCUGGCACCCGUGGAGUUUGGGGAGGGUGUGUUUUUUCGGAGAAGUCCUCCUCAUUCAAAAGCUCGCUUCGCAAUUUCAGGCCAGGAUUGCCCCCCCUCGAACUGAACUGCGUUCCGCUCACAUGGAUGAGUUGAGUUGAUUCGGAGCCAGUCGCGAUAGACAAGGCUGCGGCAUGGAAAGGGGUCCAUUUAUUCGCAGAGCACUUGUUGGACGCCCGGCCACGAGGCAAUUGUGAUUGAGAAUUGGGAUGCUGAGGAUGGUUGGACGGAUGGGUGAGGAUGGCGAAGGAUCACACCCGGGGCUUUCGAAGCUUAGGCGGCAUGCCGCCUCUGAUUCGGCGGCUCGUUGAGCACCCAACACGGCAUUCGGGCUCCCCAUUCGACCUUGGACGCCCAUGACGGCAAGUUCGCUGAUUUGCGGGCUGCCCGGGAAGCGCCUCCACUCUCCUCUAUCAAAAAUCCAACGCGCGCGGAGGAGCAGAGUCGAGGGAUGCAGAGCCAUUUGCUUCUGCCACGGCGCAUGCAACCCUGAGAUUGACGGGCGAAAAGGCAUCAAUUUUCGGCAUGCUGCAGGGGCGCGGAGGCUGCGCUGCAGCUUGCCGAACGCUGCGAACCCCGAGUUGAGAACUGAUGGGGGAUUUAAUCUUGUCCAGCAGCAACCCAAAUGUACCCAAACACCACCAAGACAUGGCUGGGCUAACCUGAACAGCACUGGAUUGCUGCACGAGAGACAGGAUUCUCCCACUUGUGCCCACCCCCCCCUACUACCCAUCCAUCCUGCAUCUCGUCCUACCCUUUGACGCCUGCAUCCACCCAGGCCGCUCGACGGAGCCUAGCCUGCUGCAUAGCUUGUCGAGAGUUUGCAGCUUUAGCAGACAAUCGGCGGGGACCCAGACCUCAUCAGGCGCAGCUCCAGCGAACAAAGCAAGGCGGGCUCCGCGACAGACUGCGCCCGCCAGCAGCACCACUUGAACCAACCCGAACUGACCAGCAUCUAGCAUCUGUCCCAGUGAACCACCACCGACCUCCCUUACGCCGUACGGAAACCUUCCCUCAGACAUCCUACUGCUACUCCGGACUCUAAUUCCCUUGCUCUCACGCGCAGAUGGCCACCGCCCGGCCACUCACAGCGCGCCGUUAGCAUGUCUUGCAGCUGCGGCCGACAUUGGUCGACCCGCGGCUCCCUGAUCAUCUGCCACUGACAAUCGCUAGACUGCUCUAUGCCCAGUUGCUCUUCCCAAAUGGCUAACUUGGAAUGAUUCCCCUUCUGCGCCUGGCUCAACUGGCCUCGAAGGCAGAAGGACCACCAGACCACCAAGGCCUUCUGUCCCAGCGUCCUGGAAUUUUUGUUCUGCCUUGUCGCUUGAAUGGGUGACCAAUCUACGAUUCUUAAAGGUCUCCUACAACCUCCCCGGCCAACUCACCCACUGUCCUUCCCGUCCUCUGUACACCGUCAAGUCGAGUCCAGAGAAGUUUUUGCCGUACCCUCGGAUCUGGAUGAACUGCGUUGCGGAACCAACCCUGCGUACAUGCCGGUCACUAUUGCGCGCUUGAUGACAGUCACAUGCAUCCCGUCCCUUCCAAAAUUCAGCUUGCGCUCCGCUCCCUCCCUUCCCAAUGUCAAAUUUGUUCAACCAACCAUGGACAGUUUCGGAGCAAAUCGUCUUGUUGACCAGCAUUAUUCAGAGUACCGGGCAGGAUGUGCCAGCUUUUCUGGUGCGCGCCAUGGACCAUGGCAAUAUCCAACCCAGAUGGGACGAUGUCGCAUUGCCAGCAGGCCGCACUCUUAACGCCUGCCGACAAAUGUACAACUUGUUGCGUAGUCAAUCCCGCUCGUUCCCAGGGACGGGGCUCCCAGGGCCAGGGUUCCCUCAGCCACAGCUUGCACCAUAUCCUCCGGAAGUGAGAGCAGUGUCGGAGUCGGAUUUGCCUCAGCCAACCCAACGUCCGAUCCAGCCUCGUCCUCCUCGCUCGACGGACUCGCCUAUUCCUCCGACAACGAAUGGAGAGGGGUUCCGAAUCUUGCGCCCUUUCACUCAGCCUGAGCCGCCUGGAGAAAAACGCAGGAAGCGAGGCCGUCCGACAAAAGAAGAAGCAGAAGAACGCGACCGAAAGCUUGCAGAGGCCGGGCAGACUUACGAGCCGAAGAGGAGGCCAGCGAAGAAAUCGAGACCGUCUGAAACGCCUAGCUCGCUUUCUGAAGCUCUUGCCACAACAUCACCCGUCAUGCAGACUCCACGCUUGCAGCAGAUCACACCAAAGGAGGAGACCUCGAGCGGGAAAAGGCGGUCAAGACGCCAGCGCGACGAGGGAGAAUCGUCUCGUCAGGCUCUUUCUAGAUCUCCUGGAGAUGAAUCGGGUGAUGGACGGAGUACAGACGCAGCACAGAGUCCUUCCGACCGACUUCUUGCGAGACCAGAACGGGCUCAGCCAGCUACCUCCGUUGCUCGAGAUGUACAGCAGAUACCGAGCCCACAUCUUGAGCCGCAAACAGGGCCGAAGCAGGACAAUCCACCGUCAGGUCCUCCGUCCGCCUAAUUGUCUCACACGGGAGAGUUGUCACGAACCAUGGCCAUGGACGCGCACGCCUAUCUUCAUACAUUUACGCCGACCCUUCUUCGAACCAAUCCUACGACGACAAACACCCAGACACUUUGACACCACGAGCUACGACUAUAGAAAGCGGGAGAUACAUGUGUACAUGAUACCCAUGCGCAGAAACGAACAGACAGGAGUGGCUUAAUUCUCUGUGUUUGCGAUUUCGAUUUCGACCUCUUGUUCUUAUACAGCCAUCGGUCGCUCGUUAGAGCUCUCGAUUGACGGCAUGUCAGACAGACGCCUGGUCGCCAAAAAAUUUCUUUCAUUCCUAUGUAUUUAUAUAAUUGGGGUCCGCGACGAAGGUCUGCUGGUCAGACUGAGCACACUUGUACGCGAGAAAAGGCGAGGCACAAGAGCAGGACGAAUACUCAUUGAUGGACACGCCUGCAGGCACACGGGAAACAUAAUCCAUAAUAACACGUUUUGAUACAUCUGGCGCACGAGGCACGGCUUGUCGAGAAAGGACUACGAAACGAUCACGAUUGUCGGAGUUUGUCGAUUUCUCAUCUCUGGGACACGAUAGAGGCAACGUGGAAGGGCAUUCUGUCGAUUUUUCCAGGUCGAGACGACCGCUUCAUCGACAUUGUUAUUUUAUAUAUAGGGUGGUUCGAGUCUGCUGUCAACGAGACCUCGAACUGGUAUUGGAAUGACCAACCUCGAAUGCACAUACCCGAGAUAUUGUCUCUAUUCAGCAGCGCCUGGAUGGACGACUGAGAAUUCUCAUCAUCUUGAGAUUGCACGAAAGCUAGAUGUGGUCGCGGAGGGAGGAAUCCAUCUCGCAUGCAACUCGCCCGCCUCCCUCAGGCUCAUUCCACCUCGCGUCGUCCAU